AUGAUGAUGAAGAUGAACCGUGUGAUGUGUGUGUUGGCCGUUGUGCUGUGCUGCACCUGCGGGUAUACCAUGGCUGCUGCUGCUGAAGUGGCACCGAAGCCGAAUGAUAUUGAGGGCUUGUAUUCCCCGUGGGAUGGAGAACCUAUUAGUUCAAUCAUGGAGUGUACGAAUGGGCCCAAAGAAAACAGGAAUAUGGAUUGCACAGAGUUUUUAAAUGAUAGAACGAAAUGGCAAAGUGAACGUUCACAGCGUGUUAAGCAACAAACAUCCUCUAGAGUAACUGAGACCCGUGAUGCACUGGGUACACUUCAACGACCUUCUGCAGGUUCAGAUGGACAUGCAGCAGGUGAAGGAGAAACUACAACAGGCAUCAAUGGUGAUCAAAGAAGUAAUUCUCAUGAGAACGGGAGAGAGAAUACGGUACUGUCCGCUGAGGAACUAAAAACUGGUAAACUUUCCAUACAACCAGGUCAGUCAGAAAAUCAGUCUCCUUCAAGUGCUAUUGGUAACAAGGAAGAAAUUACUGUUCUCUCUCCGCACUCUAAUAAUGGACAAAGUGGCAGCGGAGGUCCACAUGAUCAAGAAACCGGA
Messenger RNA from Trypanosoma theileri, 591 nucleotides. RefSeq lists its product as uncharacterized. The transcript has a single exon. The annotation marks the transcript as partial. The record is from RefSeq and is a predicted model, not a curated record. NCBI's taxonomy places the organism in Eukaryota, Euglenozoa, Kinetoplastea, Trypanosomatida, Trypanosomatidae.